UCAAGCCCUUGCAGGAGGGAGCUGCUGAAAUACUCCAGAAUACCUUUGCAGCAAAAUGCAAACAACAGAUUUCCCUCUGUGAGCCUUUCUGAAGCCAAGACAACACAGAAGCUGCUGGUGGGACUUGUCUCUUUUUCCUCUCUUUCUCUCUCAGAACUGUUUCAUUCACUUUUUUGGUUAUUUAGGCGUAAGGGACUUAUUGUAGGAACCCAAAUCUCCGAUGUCAAAUCAAUGCCAUUUCAGGAAAUAAAGAGAAGCUGAAAACAGCAAUGGGUGAGUUUCCUUAAGUGUUCCCCUCUCCCUCUCUCUCUCUCUCUCCUCCCCCCCCCCCCGUUCAAAUCUAUUGGAGCAAUUGCUGCUAGUCAAACAACCGCGCUCUCUCACACGCAAGCAGACAGAUGACUUGCCUCCCCACUGCAGCUUGUUGCAGACUUCACAAGGUUUCGCAGCCUGCAGGUUUUCUUUUGGCAGUCUAUUUUCCCCCCUAAUCCUGUUCAAAGUCGUUUCCACUUAAGGUUUUGCUAAUGAACAGCUGACUUGAUUUAUCGCAAAGCUUCUCCCGUAAUAACUUGUGGGAGGCGAAGGCUGUUGGAAAUAAGGCAAUAACGCUAAAAUGGCAGAUGACAUUAGUUUUCAAGAGCUGGAAAGUGACGGGUCAGAGAACAGUGAAGAAACAGAGAUUGUCGUCAAUGUCGGCGGGGUGAGGCAGGUGCUGUACGGAGACCAUCUCAAUCAGUACCCAAACACAAGACUAGCAGAGCUUGUGAACUGUUUAUCAGGGGGAUAUGACACCAUUUUCUCACUUUGCGAUGACUAUGAUCCUGGGAAGAGAGAAUUUUACUUCGACAGAGAUCCGGAUGCUUUUAAAUGCAUAACUGAUCUGUAUUAUUUCGGGGAGGUUCACAUGAAGAAAGGGAUAUGUCCCAUUUGUUUUAAGAACGAAAUGGAGUUUUGGAGAGUGGAUCUUAAAUUCCUGGAUGACUGCUGCAAAACUAAUCUCAGUGAAAAAAAGGAAGAGCUAGAAGAGAUUGCCCGCAGGGUCCAGCUGAUUUUGGACGACUUGGGACUGGACGCCACCGAAAACAGCUGGAAAAAAUGCCAAAAGUACAUUUGGAAAUUCAUGGAAAAACCAGAAUCCUCGUACCCAGCUAGAGUAAUAGCAGUUGUGUCUUUUCUACUCAUCCUAACCUCAUCGGUAGUGAUGUGUAUGGGGACCAUCCCAGAAUUGCAGGUGGAGGACUCUGAAGGAAAAUCUGUUGAGCACCCAGCGCUGGAUAAGAUUGAGACAGCUUGCAUAGUCUGGUUUACUCUCGAGUACGUCCUCAGACUCAUCUCAUCCCCUAACAAAUUGCACUUUGCUCUUUCUUUCAUGAACACAGUUGACAUAUUCGCAAUACUUCCCUUCUACGUCAGCCUGAUAUUGACCCACUUAGGUGCCAAACUGAUGGAGCUAACGAACGUGCAGCAAGCCAUCCAAGCGCUUCGGAUCAUGAGGAUCGCAAGGAUUUUCAAGCUGGCACGGCACUCCUCGGGUCUACAGACUUUGACGUACGCUCUUAAAAGAAGCUUUAAAGAGUUGGGGCUCCUCCUGAUGUAUUUGGCUGUUGGGAUAUUUGUGUUUUCUGCCCUCGCUUAUACGGUAGAGCAAAGCCACCCCGAGACAAUGUUUAAGAGCAUCCCCCAGUCCUUUUGGUGGGCCAUCAUAACCAUGACCACGGUGGGUUACGGGGACAUUUACCCAAAGACCACGUUGGGAAAGCUCAACGCUGCCAUCAGUUUCCUUUGCGGGGUCAUAGCCAUUGCACUACCGAUCCACCCUAUCAUUAAUAACUUUGUCAGGUAUUAUAACAAGCAGAGAGUGUUGGAGACAGCUGCCAAGCACGAACUGGAACUGAUGGAGCUCAACGCAGGCGAUAACAAGAAAGGUGGAAGUCCCAGUUGUGCACCUGCAUCUCUUCUGGAGAAAGAAAAGGAAGAUUCCCGGUGGAGCAGCCACCUCAAAUUCUCCAACAGUGACACCUUCAUUCACCUCCUGUCAAAUAACCACCACCGAACCAGACUUCAGAGCUGUAAGUAGGCUGUGAAUUUGCCUCCAUUCGGUGGAAAUCUGGAAUACAAGUGACAACCUCGUCUUGAAAUAAGAAUAAAAGGGACUCCUUUGAGGUCAGCCUCUCUUUUUCAUGUGCAUAUAUUUAUACAUAGGCAGACGUGUGUGUGUGUGUGUGUGUGUGUGUGUGUGUGUAGACACACACACACACCUCAGCAACGCCAUCUCAGCUUAGUAAGCCAUUGUUUAUAAAACACAAGAACACAAUGAAUGUAUGGCCAAAUGUAAGGACUGCAUCCUGAUUCAGAUCCCUUUGUAAACAUUUCAGGGGGGUCAAAAAAGCAUACCAGUCAGUAAAUAUAACACUUGGAUGUAAAUUCUUAGAGUCACAAAAAAUGUAUAAUAAUAAAGGGGAAUGGGAGGAGAACAACACUGAAAGAGCAAGUUCUGUCAAAUGUUUCUCUAGUUGGGAAGUGCUGCUUGAAAGAAAAAUUAAACUGAACGGUCACUUUAAAGCACGUGUUCUGCCUAGCAAAAUGCUACUUGAGAUGUUUGAUGCUCUGUGAGAUAAAGCAAAUGUAAAGAAGCCUCUGGACCUUAAUGUUCGGAGAACUCCACCUUCGUUUUUAACAGAGAAUAGGAUGCAGAGCCAAUGUGUUAAUGAUAGAAAUAUAACAGCAAAUAAAGUAUUGAUUAAAAUGCAAUGGGCAUGAUUUUCUUUAAGUAACUUCCUUCAGUUCUUCACAGGGAAGUUGCAUGCUAUAUAUAUCCAAAGCUGAACACUUACCAAAACCUGCGGGCCUUCUAAAUCUUUCAAAAUAAAUAUUAAGUGAUUGCAAUGUAUAUCCUACUUAUAAUGAUCAACUAUUAGUACAGCAACACAGCACUUGAUUUCUUAAGAUGAGGAAAAGUAUUUUGUGUGCCUAAUGUCCUGUGUUUCAUCAGUACAACACUGUAUAUCACUGGGCAAUUUAUGAUGUGAUGUAUUUGGACAGCUAAGUAAAGCAUCUUGGAGAACCAACAGGAUUUUAAACUGCCCAGGCUAUCCCUGCUUUACACUGGAAUGGCUUUAUGAUGCUUAGAACUUCAAGGCUCGAAUGCAGUGGUGCAAUUGCUGUACAAAAUGCAACUGGCUGGUUUUCCCCCUAUGGGGGGAACCAUCAAGGGGGCAAAAAAGCACAAAAGCUUGCCAAUCCAAUUGGGUGGGGAGAAACCCAUGCCAAAUUGUGUGUGUGUUGAUAUACGUCUGGAAUUUCCUGGACAUAGCUGGGAUUCAGCCAUGAAUUUUCAUAAAAAUAGCUCAAGCACUUUGGCCAAAAAACACUCAACUAGUUUUGUGUCCGGACUGUCACUUUUUGAAAACAUGGCAACCCUAUUCAACAUUUUCAUCAUUGGGGGAGUGGAUUGGGUAUUGGGUGCCCUGAAAACAAAUGCAUAAGAAAGAAGGCAACAAAUGUGCGCACCACUUCCCACCACACUUUAACAUGUUAUGCCAUUGUGUUCACCUGAAGAAUGUGUCUAUGAUUUCAAUGUAAUUGUUUGGGACUGGGGGUUUGAAAGCACUUAUUUGAAUAACCUCAUUCACAUUUUCUUGGAACUUUUCCCCCACAAAGUGGCCAUGUUAGUCUCUCUGAGGAUCUAGACCAUGGGUCGGCAAACUGCAGAAAAAGUUGGCUUACCCCUGAUCUAGACCAACAUCUCCCAAACUUCUGAGAGCUGAGGCACACCUUUGUUUCUGAAUUACAAUGGGAAGCACAUUUCAGCCUUGUGCCUGAAACCAUAGCCCUCAACUGUCCAGAUAAACUGGGGUGUCCCAUUUUUUUUGCGUGAGAGCAUGGCGGCCAUGUUGGGUGCCGCGCUCUCACCCUGAAAAAAGUGCAUCCUUUGGUGCCAUGAACUUGUGUGGGUCACAUGAUUCGCACAUGAGUAUGGCCCCAGAAGACGGUGUCCCCGUUUUUCAGGGAGGGUACCUGAGAGUGCUUAGUUUCAGAGUAUUUAAGACUAAGAAUUUUUGUCUCUUGUGCCCUCAGUGUUUCUGUGUUAGCCUUUCUGAAGGAAAACCCAGAGCACAAAAUUAUUUAAGGUGAAACAGGAAGUUUCCUCUGAAGCACAAAGUGGAGACUGUAGUCAUACUGGCAGGCUCGUGACUCCUCUGCCCCCCCCCGCUGGCCAUAUGUUUAUUUUACUGUAUAUAAUUAAAUAUUUAUGGGGCGGUUUCCAACUAACACAUCCCACCAAUGCAAGGAUUUUUGCUUGUGCAGUGGAAUUUCUCCUCCUCCUUUUUGCCCUGCAUGCGCCCAAACCUUCCCUAAAUCUGCUCUGGAGAGUCGGGGGAACUCCUAGAAGAUUUUCUUUUUUGGGGGGGGGGAGGCAGGGUUCAAGGGAAAAGUUCCAUUGUACAAGCAAAAAAUUGUUUGCUGAUGAAACAUGACAGCUGGAGACUGCCUAUAGGGCUGGGCACUGUGAUGGCGACCAAAGAGUUGGAAUUCAUAGAAUUGUAGAGUUGGAAGGGACCACGAGGGUCAUCUAGUCCAACCCCUGCAAUGCCCAACGUGGGCCUCAAACCCACAAUCCUGAAUUUAACAGUCUUGUGCUCUACCAAACUAAGCUAUCUCUUUAAAAUUGUUAUUAUACUCAUCAUUUUCUGUUCUCCUGUAUUUGUACAGUAGGCCUCACUAUCACAGCAUAAAACAAGCAACAAUUAGACUGAGGGACAAAUGCCAAAACCAUGAUGCAAUAUUUAAACCCAUUGUUUUAUUUUGGCUGUUUUUAAUUAUAUUUUUAUCCCACACUUUCGCCAAAGAUUUUAGGGUGGCAUAGAUGAGUCUUCCCCCCUUUGGAAUGGCAAACCCAAGGUCCCCCAACCCUUGAGCUGCAUGGUUGAGUGGGGAUUUCAGCCCUAGUACAGCAAUCCAACCACUGCGCCACACAGUGUGUGUUUGCCAAGCAUUGUACAAGCAAAAAAUUGUUUGCCACAUAUAGGGUCAAAUAAUUAUGACCAACUUUAUUACAGUAUAUAAAGGUGGUGGGGAGAUGCUAAAUAAAACUGUCAAAUGCUCACUGCUACUAUCUCUGGGCCCAACAGUUCUUAUUAAACAUGACAUCCAACAUGGCAAUGACUCAUUUUAUUAAUGGUAAUUACUGGUAUUUCUUCAGUUAAGACACAGCCUGGAGCAAGCAGGAAUGUGUAAAUUAUGCCACUUUGGAAAGAGAUUAGGAAGGCAGAUAGCUCAGAGGCACACUGCUUCUCUAGAAAUGGAGAUAGUAGCUCCAGAGUCUUUGAAAGCCAUUUUUACCCCCACCCUGCAGGUCCAGGACAGGACAAAAAGAUGGAGCAAAGUUUGGAUAGCUCAGUUGGUUAGAGCGUGGUGCUGAUAACACCAAGGCUGCAGGUUUGACCCCUGUAUGGGACACCUGCCUAUUCCUGCAUUGCAGGGGGUUG
Molecule: messenger RNA, 5489 nt
Organism: Zootoca vivipara (common lizard)
Lineage: Eukaryota; Metazoa; Chordata; Lepidosauria; Squamata; Lacertidae
Gene: KCNF1
Product: potassium voltage-gated channel modifier subfamily F member 1
Biological process (GO): protein homooligomerization; potassium ion transmembrane transport; action potential
Cellular component (GO): membrane; voltage-gated potassium channel complex
Molecular function (GO): voltage-gated potassium channel activity
Source: RefSeq, a predicted model, not a curated record